GACAACAUUUGUGUGCAGACAACGAAAGUGAAACCAUCGUCGAGUGCGGCUUGCCAACUUAGAACUGCGAUUCAAAAGCUCAUAAUAAGUGAACGAGAGUGAAGAUUUCUUCAAACAACAUGCAGUUUCUCACACUGCUCGCAACAUUACUUCUGAUUACAACUACUCACAACUCCGACGGAUAUGGUUUACAGCAGACAUCACUACAACAAAAUAAUGGACCGUAUCCAAUAUAUGGCCCUCCACCGCUCUCGCCGCCUGCUGCUGCACCCUGCACGGAACAAACGGCCGCUCCAGCAGCCACUCAGGUGCCUGUUUUGACAGCUGUGGUGCGAACGCUUGGACCUUCGGGCCGAAAUUAUGAAGUGAAACUCUCUCAAUCAAAUCAUCUCAACUUAGUGCAUGCACAACCACCACAACACGCAGCGAUAAAUGGACCACCGUCUUACUACACCAACAAUUACCAACCCGGCAGCACUAGCGCAAGGUAUUUGCCGCCAACUAUACCAACUCAACUAAGACCUUACCCACAAGCUUUCCGUGGAAUACCUGAACAGCAAUACGGUAACAGUGCUGCUGGUUCGCAUAUUUCUUACUCAUCACAUCAGAAUCCGCUGCUGACACCUCAGUAUAUACAACGAACUCCACACACGGCCCUAACACCACCUCCAUCACAGUCGCAGUCCUUUUCGCAUUUUAGCAAUCAACAGCAGCAACAUUUGGUUGUCGGGUCCCAGCUUGGCAAUCAGCAGCAACAACAAUCGAUUCCCGGGUCCCAACUGAGCAAUCAGCAGCAGCAACAGCCGUUUGCUGGAUCACCACUUGGCGCUCAACAAGGCAACAAUGUUGACAUUAACGGUAUCGCUCCAAAUUCUCAAUUUAGCGCAGCCGCACAAACGAACUCCCCAUCUACAUCCUCUACAGACGGUUCCAUCAAUGGCAUUCCUGGUAAUUACAUUUCACAAUCCGAGGUCGGCCAAUUGGAUCAUUACUUCGAGAAACAGAAUCCAGUCGGCGACACACGCCCUUUUACACGUGUCAUCAGCACCUGCUAUCCCGAUGGUCAUUGCGAGCAACAGCAAUUGGGCGCCGGUCAAGUCGACCAAAGGCACCAGCACGUGGUAACAACGGCGCGAGCGCGUGUGCAACCGAUCUCGGAUAAAUGUCGCGCCUUAAGCAAUACAGGCGCCAUUGCGCCAUUCAGUGUUGGAUCCGUAAGCGUGGGAGGUGCUGCGCUGAAUUCGAUGAAGCGUCCACCAAAUCGUCGGCGCUAUCCAUACACCGAAGUAGUCAUACCGCGCGAUCCGUUCAACUGAAAAUGCUAAAAUAAUACAAAAUGUUUAUUUACUUAACUGUGUUUACCAAGAAAAUACAUUUAUUCGUGACGAUUUUUUGUGUUAAUUAAGUGCGGGCUACAUUCUUUUAAGCUUAGUUUAUCGUUAAGUUUCAAGUUUAGAUUUUUUGAGAAUAAAUUAUUAUAAUGAAGAAUCGAAGGUUUCUGUUAUUUUGUUUUAUGAUUCAUAAAUGCAGAGAUUCACACUGGAC
Messenger RNA from Zeugodacus cucurbitae (melon fly), 1545 nucleotides. RefSeq lists its product as uncharacterized. The record is from RefSeq and is a predicted model, not a curated record. NCBI's taxonomy places the organism in Eukaryota, Metazoa, Arthropoda, Insecta, Diptera, Tephritidae. Bases 120 to 1316 code for a protein of 398 amino acids. The transcript has 2 exons.